AGUAUGAUUCUUUGUCAUGAUGAGCUUUUUUUUUUUUCUGAAAGGUUGUCAUGAUGAGCUUUGAUUCUCUUUCAACUGUCCUCUCCUCUGUCACUACAAAACUUCAUAAAGAAGUUAUUUGCCAUUUUCAUGUCUGUUUUGUGGACCCCAAACUCUCACACAGUCACAACUGUGACCUGAUCCCUACCAACUGUAGUAACAAACAAACUCACAUUAUUCAAUUUUUCCCUCUCUUUCUUUCCUUCUUCCGUCAUCUUUCUCUUUAUUUUCAUUUCAUUUUUCAAAUGCAAAUCAAAAUCUAGAAACCUCUUCUCUCUUCUCUCUUCAUCUUCCAUUUUUUCUUUCUGGUUUUACCUCAAACAUUACAGUGCCAAGAAGAAAAGUAUUGGUUUCCAGUUUCCAUAAUUGAAUGAUGGAUUUUGAGGGUGUUGAUAAGCCAAAUUUUUCUGGUGAUGAUGAGAAUUUUAAGUUUCCAGUUUCUUGUGAAGAUGAGGAUGAUGUUCCUUUGUUACCUAAGUAUUCCCGGAUUUCGAGUUUGGGAGCAUGUAGUAGUAAACAUGAUGCUUCUGGUAAGAAGAAUACUACAGUUUCAGCUAAAAGGGUGUUAGAUUACAACAAUUACUCGCAUAGUUCUGUUAAGAAAUCGAAGGUGUCACCGGGCGAAUCAAUUGAUAAUUGUUUUUCCUUGCUGAUGAAAGACAUUGCAUUGGUAGAAAACUCAUAUGUGGAGUGCAUAAUGAUGACAGAAGGAGAAGAGAAGAGAUUGCAGUCCAUAAAGAGAGAUAUUGAGGAGUGUUGCAAAGAGCUUGAAAAUAAGAAAAAGGAAGUUUGUUCAGUUAGAAGAAUUAUCGAAGCUUACAACAAAAUGCAGAGAAAAAUUGAAGAAUGUAUGAAGGAUUUUGUAGUGAAGGAAGGGCAGCUCUAUUUGAUGGAGGACUUGAUUGAAGAGCGCAAGCAAGAGUUCAAGGCAAAAGAGAUAGAACUUAUUCAAAUCAAGGUUAACAUUUCAAAAGAAAUAGAACUCCGUCAAGUCAUUGAUAAGGAUCGUGGAAGGAAGGAAGAGGAAGUCAAGGCUCUUUCAGAAAAAAUUGCUGAAUUUACUUUGGAACUUAAGGCCAAAGAGAAAGACCUUGAUGCAAUGAACAAAUUAAUUGGCGAAGAAGCAAACAAUUUAGACUCCGAAAGGAAGAAUGUUUUUGCUCAAAAGAAGGAAUUUGAGUCAGCGAAGAAACAGUUUGAAGGUCGGAUUAAGGAAUUGAAUCAAAAGCAAUGUGAAAGACUGGUGGAGCUUGUGUCAAAGGAGAAGCACUAUGAAGGACGAUUAAAGGAGUUAGAAUCAAGGGAGGAGAAGCUUGAAGAACAAAUUGAGGAGUUUGAAUCAAAGAAGGAGGCACUCGAAGGUCGUAAGAAGGAGCUUGAAUCAAAAGAGAAGCAAGUUGAAAGAAGGGAAAUGGAAAUUGUGUCAAAAGAGAGUCAACUUGUUGGCCGAGUGGAGGAAUUUGAAUCAAGAAAGAAGAAGUUUGAAGACCAACUGAAAAAGCUGGUGAAGGAACAUGAGUCGAAACAGAAGCAAUGUGAAGGCCAUGUUAAGGAACUUGAGUUGAAACAGAAGCAAUGUGAAGGACGGGUGGUGGAGCUUGUGUCAAAGGAGAAGGACUAUGAAGGACGACUAAAGGAGUUAGAAUCAAGGGAGGAGAAGCUUGACGAACAAAUUGAGAAGCUUGAAUCAAAAAAAGAGGCACUCGAAGGUCGUAAGAAGGAGCUUGAAUCAAAAGAGAAGCAAGUUGAAGGACGGGAAAUGGAAAUUGAGUCAAAAGAGACCCGACUUGUUGGCCAAGUGGAGGAAUUUGAAUCAAAAAAGAUGAAGUUUGAAGACAAACUGAAAGAGCUGGUGAAGGAACAUGUAUCAAAAGCGAGAGAAUUUAAUAGUCAAGUGAAGGAGCAUGAUUCAAAAGUGAGAGAAUUUGAUAGCCAAGUGAAGGAGUUUGAACGUAAAAAGAAGCAUUUUGAAAACCAAGUGGAGGAGCUCAAGUCAAAAAAGAAUAAGUUUGAAAGAAAGAUGAAGGACCUUAAGUUUAAAAAGAAGCGGUUUGAAGGACAAGUGAAGGAGUCAAAGUCAAGGAAAAAACAUAUUGAUGUGGAAAAAGAAUCAGAGUUGAAGACGAAGACCAGGGAUACCAAUUGUGGAGGAGGAGGAGAAGAAGAAAAAGAAGACGAAGACGAUUAUGAAGAUUUUGAAGACUUGAGUCACGAUGGUUGGUUUAAGGUUAGGAUACAUAAUGAUGGAUUUUUUGUGAUCUCAGAAAAUACUAUAGAGUAUAAGGGAGGGACUGAUCGUGAAAUGUUGUGUGACCGUGAUCGGUGGUCAUAUCACGAGAUUUUGCGCAUUCUCAUCAAAAAAGGUUACCCCAAAGUUGAAUCAAUGUAUUACAAGGCUGGUGGGAAAUUUAAAGAGUUGGUGAAUGAUGAUGGUGCAAUGGAAAUGGUCACUGAAUCUAUUGAUAAUGGAAUAGUAGAUUUGUAUGUUGCUGCUCUACAUAUUAAAUCAGCUAAAGUUAGAAUCAUCAAUGAUGAAAAUACAGUCAUUGAUGGUAAUCAGUUCCUUGUGAAGGUGGUACAUCCGAGCAAGAAAAACAACACGUCGAGCGAUACAACUCCCACACCUAACAACUCAAAUACCAGAACCAAGUAAAAUGAAAAUCACGAGGCCACAAAUAAUAUCAGUGCAAAAUUCAGAAAAAGAAAAUGAAAAUCAAGAAAUGAAGACAAUAAUCAUGUAACUCAAAGAUUCCUAACCUUGCAAAAACCU
Trifolium pratense (red clover) is the source of this 2809-nucleotide messenger RNA. Its product is annotated as intracellular protein transport protein USO1-like. Lineage: Eukaryota; Viridiplantae; Streptophyta; Magnoliopsida; Fabales; Fabaceae. The transcript has 4 exons. The record is from RefSeq and is a predicted model, not a curated record. Bases 410 to 2692 code for a protein of 760 amino acids.